AAGUUAGAACAUAAAAUAGAAAAGUACUCGAAACAAUCAAAAAGUUUUCGUGUAAACUUCAAUUCUAUAUCAUUGGUUUUGAUAUUAAUUCGUGAACUUGAUCACUGUGAAUGUUUUAAUCAGUUACAAUUAAUCAUUGUCGUUAAGUGCUAAUUGUUGGUUGACAUUGAAAUCAAAACGUAAACAACAGGGGAAAAAAAUGGCUGAUGAGAACAUUGAAUUUGAUUGGAAAAGUGUUGAUUCAAUAUUUGAUUUCGUUGUGAAAAACUUGGACGGCGAGGAUGUGCCACUUGAACAAUAUCGUGGAAAAGUUUGUUUGGUUGUUAAUGUUGCGUCCAAUUGUGGACUAACCAAAUCAAAUUAUCGACAAUUAAAGGAAUUGUACGAAAAACUAAAAGACACCGAUAAAUUUGCUAUACUCGCAUUUCCAUGUAAUCAAUUUGCCGGACAAGAACCCGCUUGUGAAACUGAUCUGAAAGAGUUCAAAUUGAAGCAGAAAAUUGAGUUCGACUUUUUCGCCAAGAUAAAUGUCAACGGCAAAGAAGCGGCUCCAUUGUACAAUUACCUGAAAUCGAAACAAGGAGGAAUUCUGGGUAAUUUCAUCAAAUGGAAUUUCACCAAAUUCUUAUGUAACAAACAGGGUAUUCCAGUGUCCAGGUAUGGACCAAGCACCGAACCUCUGGAGAUCGAGAAAGAUAUAAUGGCAAUUUUAGAUGAUUAAUAAAUCAUUUGGAGUUUACUCAAUUCUAGUAACCAUAGAUUCAUGUGAAUUGAAUCACCAUUGGAGCAGACAAUCAACUUUGGUAAUCAAACAAUAAACCAACAAUUUAGCCACAAUUAGAGACGGCAAACUAAUAAUAAUUAACGUCUAGCAAUUUAAUCAAUCACAUACAUAAUUAAAAUGUCAAAAGACAAUAAUUAUGAAUGAGAGUCAAUGAUUUAGUCAAAAAUUAGUAAUCAAACUGUACUCAUUAUCUAAUUGUAACCAAUGUAAUAUUAUUAGAUUGUUUAAAUUUACUAAUCAGUGACAAUCAAUAAACAUCACAACGAACAAACAAAUUAACAAUC
Molecule: messenger RNA, 1068 nt
Organism: Panonychus citri (citrus red mite)
Lineage: Eukaryota; Metazoa; Arthropoda; Arachnida; Trombidiformes; Tetranychidae
Product: glutathione peroxidase 1-like
Exons: 4
Coding region: 200-721 (173 amino acids)
Biological process (GO): response to oxidative stress
Molecular function (GO): glutathione peroxidase activity
Source: RefSeq, a predicted model, not a curated record